AUGUAUUACUCGGGGUGGUGGCACUUGGAAGCUUGGACUGAUAGUCGCAGGGAGACUCGGUUCAUCCCUUCACUCAAUCACUCCAACAUUCCUCGGCGUUGGAAAGGUCCUUUCAAAUUUCACCUCAAAGCUCCUGUUACGUAUGCACCAUAUCAGAUUAUCAUCAUUGCGGAAAGCGCUUUUGAAGAUCCUUCACAAUCAUCGUUUCGUUGUGGUGUAUCAGCUUUCGACUGUACUCUUGAGAAUAUGUCAUUCGCUCGCCAAUCGUACGACAUCUAA
Molecule: messenger RNA, 279 nt
Organism: Botrytis deweyae
Lineage: Eukaryota; Fungi; Ascomycota; Leotiomycetes; Helotiales; Sclerotiniaceae
Exons: 2
Coding region: 1-279 (92 amino acids)
Source: RefSeq, a predicted model, not a curated record